Hibiscus syriacus is the source of this 1129-nucleotide messenger RNA. RefSeq names its product protein AGENET DOMAIN (AGD)-CONTAINING P1-like. NCBI's taxonomy places the organism in Eukaryota, Viridiplantae, Streptophyta, Magnoliopsida, Malvales, Malvaceae. The record is from RefSeq and is a predicted model, not a curated record. The transcript has 2 exons. Bases 53 to 655 code for a protein of 200 amino acids.
CCCCGUUAAAGCAAGAUCCAGUCUCUUCACAACUGGAAAAAAAAUUGAAUUCAUGAGCCAGCGGAAGCUUCUUCUGAAUGAAAGAGUCGAGGUUCGCCAAUUUGAGGAAGGGUUGCGAGGAUCUUGGCACCCUGGGGUGGUUGUUGGUGUUUCACAUUUAUUCAGAUCUAUUGAAUAUGAUGAACACUUAUGUGAAUCAGGUGAUUCAAUGCUCAUUGAGUCCAUCCCUGUGACGGAGGCAAUUGAAGGUCUUCAUAGCCGUCGCCAUGUUCCAUCAACCUAUCGAGGACACAUACGACCUCUUCCUCCCUCAUCCCAACCUCAUUCUAAUAAAAACUUGGGUUUUGGGGUUUGUGUUGAUGCAUUUUUUGAAGAUGCAUGGUGGGAAGGGGUUAUAUUGGAUAAUGAUGAUAACGCAUCUGAGCGGGCUGUGUAUUUUCCUGAUGAGGAUGAUGAGUGCAAGUUUGGUGUGAGUCAAUUACGUGUGGCUCAUGAUUGGGAUGAGUUUCUGGGCAUUUGGAGAGACCGAGGUACAUGGAUAUUGGUGGAAUUAGCUAAGGAGCUUGAAGGUACUGUUCCCUUGGCUUGUUCUGUAAAGAAAGUUUGGUUCUCCUUACGCCUAAAUUAUGGGUUUGAAAAGAUGAUAUCUGAGUAGACUUGUAGCAUUCGGACUGUUUGGAGGAAGUACUUCAUGGAAGUUGUUCAGGAGAUUGCAGUUGGGUCAAGCUGGCGAAAUCUUGCUAAUCACAAAAUCUUGGCAUGGACGGUGCGAAAGAAAAGUAAAAAAUCUAAGGAUCCUGGGAAGGAGACUUCCCAUUUAUCUGACACUUUUGCACAAGCAGAAAGCUGCAUUGAUUUCAAGGAUGCUAGAUUAUAUCAAAAAGGAGAGGGAAAAGGUCCUCUUAGUAAGCACAAAAGAAGGAAACAAUAUGUAAUGUCGAAAUCGAAACAUGAGGAGCUAUCUAAUAUGAAUACAUCUUCCAGUAAAAAAUUUCAGGCAGAUAAAUCAUGUGAGGAAAAUCAAUUGAUGGAAUCUGGUAAACUUGAUUGUGAAAUAGACAAGCAAAAGUCUCUUAUACCUGGUGAAAAUGAGAGUAAUAGACUAUCUGUUGACAGCUCAAGAGGAAGU